CUCCGCUAUUGGAAUUUUGGAGGAGCCUGAAUUAGAAUCAAGUUAUUGCUAACUAAAUUCCCGAUGACGUCGACGAGUCUGGUCCCGGCCGGCGUCCGGCUUAGCUCAAGGCGUCACGUGACCGAGUCUGUCGUGUCUAAGGCUCGCGUCAUAUCAUCUCGUCGCGCAGCUGUCAUGCCAGUUGUUCGCGCAGACAUGAGCGGCGUCUCGGAGGCGCGCAUCAAGGUGAUCGGCUGCGGCGGGGGCGGAGGGAACGCGGUUAACCGGAUGAUCAACAGCGGGUUGCAAGGCGUUGAAUUCUGGAGCUUGAACACUGACGCUCAGGCACUUGUUCAGAGCCAGGCAGAUAACAGGAUACAGAUCGGCAAGCAGGUGACUCGUGGCCUCGGCACUGGUGGCAACCCGGAGCUGGGCAAGAAGGCAGCUGAGGAAUCUGCCACUGAGAUCCAGCAAGCUGUUCGGGGCGCAGAUCUCGUUUUCGUCACAGCCGGGAUGGGUGGUGGUACCGGCAGCGGAUCGGCGCCCGUGGUGGCGCGCCUAUCACGUGAGGCCGGAAAUCUGACCGUGGGAGUGGUGACUCAACCCUUCACAUUUGAGGGUCGUCGUCGCUUCAUCCAGGCUCAGGAGUCUAUCGAGCAGCUAAGGGCAAACGUGGACACCCUGAUUGUCAUCCCCAACGACAGACUGUUGGACGUGGUGAUGGAUGAUGCGCCCCUGCAAGAAGCGUUCCUUCUUGCGGACGACGUGCUGCGCCAGGGUGUGCAGGGUAUUUCUGAUAUCAUCACGAUCUCCGGCCUUGUCAACGUCGACUUCGCGGAUGUGAAGGCGGUGAUGAAGGGCUCGGGCACCGCCAUGCUCGGGGUUGGAGUCGCGCAGGGCAAGAAUCGCGCUGAAGAGGCUGCCACGGCGGCCAUUUCAGCACCUCUCAUCGAGCACUCCAUCGAUCGCGCCACCGGAAUCGUGUACAACAUCACCGGAGGCUCUGAUCUCACCCUCCAGGAGAUCAACACAGUGUCCGAGGUGAUCACCAGCCUCGCAGAUCCGGCUGCAAACAUCAUUUUUGGCGCCGUCGUUGACGACCAGUACAAGGGCGAGCUCCAGGUCACGGUCAUCGCCACGGGAUUCGCAACACCGAGCAGCAUUAAUUCGGGAAAAGGAGGGGACUCGGGUGGACCCCCUCCUCCGACCCCUCCAGCUGGUGGUGGCGGUGGGCUUCCAUGGCAGAGGGAAAGUGGCGCCCGCCGAGGCUCCUUCUUGGACAAUUAUGGUCGAUAGUUGAGACAACGAUGCAUGAAAUGUUAUCUUCUUCUAAGUU
This is a messenger RNA of Micromonas commoda, 1315 nucleotides long. RefSeq lists its product with no specific name. NCBI's taxonomy places the organism in Eukaryota, Viridiplantae, Chlorophyta, Mamiellophyceae, Mamiellales, Mamiellaceae. Gene Ontology annotation, biological process: microtubule-based process; cell division; chloroplast fission. The transcript has a single exon. Gene Ontology annotation, cellular component: cytoplasm; microtubule; cell division site. Bases 196 to 1275 code for a protein of 359 amino acids. Gene Ontology annotation, molecular function: GTP binding; GTPase activity. The record is from RefSeq and is a predicted model, not a curated record.